ACAGGGCUCGAGCUGUGAAAACGCUCUCGGCAAGUUCGCGGAGUUGUGGCUCAGUGUGUACCAUGGGCGCGAUGGUGAGACCCGUACUGAUUGUUUUAUGUGUUGGGAUUAUGACCCAUGUCGCUUUAGGAGACGAAGGACUAGAUUUAGACCAGAUAGAACGUGAAAAUGUAGCCGCAGGCAGCCGUGAUUGUUACGAUGCCAAUGGAAAGCCACAACGAUGUAUGCCAGUGUUUGUAAAUGCUGCUUACAAUUUAGAUGUGGAAGCUACCAAUACGUGUGGUGUCACCAGGCCCAUAGAAUACUGUCUACAAACGGGUGCUACUCGGGUGAGGAAAUCAUGCCAUACAUGUAACGAUGCGGUCCCAAAUCUUCGGCAUCCUCCCCACUUCAUGACUGACUUCAGCAACGACCAGAAUUGGACAUGGUGGCAAUCAGAGACUAUGUUACAAGGCAUGCAGUACCCUAACCAAGUCAAUCUAACCCUGGACCUCAAAAAAGCCUAUGACAUUACCUAUGUGAGACUGCGUUUCCACUCCCCUCGUCCAGAAAGUUUUGCUAUUUACAAGCGUACCUCCAAGGAAAGCGAGUGGACUCCAUACCAAUUUUACAGUGCAUCUUGCUACAGUACAUACAACUUACCUCGAAGGGCUGUGAUUACCUAUGACAAUGAGGACCAGGCCAUCUGUACUGAUUAUUACAGUGACAUCUCACCACUCACCAGGGCCAGUGUCCCCUUCAGUACCCUAGAGGGCAGGCCAGGUGCCUUUGAGUUUGAAGAAAGUCCAAAGUUGCAGGAAUGGGUCACUGCAACAGACAUCAGGAUUGUAUUGACACGGAUGAACACAUUCGGAGAUGAAGUGUUUGGUGAUCCCCAGGUCCUCAAAUCCUAUUUCUAUGCCAUCUCCGACUUGGCUGUUGGUGCCAGGUGUAAGUGUAAUGGCCAUGCCAGUGCAUGUAACAAGGUGGAGGUAGAUGGAGAAAUUCAGCUGAUCUGUGAGUGUCGGCAUAACACCACUGGUCCGAACUGUGAGCGUUGUCUACCUACCCACAAUGAUCGGCCUUGGGGAAGGGCCACCGAACGAAAUGCACAUGAGUGCCUUCGAUGUGACUGUAACGGCAAGGCUGAUGGUUGUUACUUUGACCCUGACUUGUUUGCCCUGACUGGACAUGGCGGCUAUUGUAUUGACUGUCGCGACAACACAGAUGGACCAAAGUGUGAAAGGUGUAAGGAUAACCAUUACCGACGUCCAGAGGACAAUAUGUGUACUCCCUGUAGCUGUAAUCCUGUAGGCUCUGAAGACCUCCAGUGUGACAGUAUUGGACGAUGUCGGUGUAAACCUGGAGUGACUGGUGAUAAGUGUGACCGCUGCGAAGUUGGACAUUAUGACUUCGGACAGUAUGGCUGCAAACCAUGUGGCUGUAAUGUUGCUGGCAGUCUGGUGGUGGUGAACAACUUCCCUACCUGUAAUCCCUUGGAUGGUAACUGCCAGUGUAAGGAGCUGGUAGAAGGACGCACCUGUGAUAGGUGUAAGAUUGGCUAUUUUAACCUGAACUCUGACAAUGAGUUUGGAUGUACAUCCUGUUUUUGUUAUGGCCAUUCGGAGGAAUGUUCCAGUGCUGCAGGCUACUAUGCUAGGAGUAUCACUUCAGACUUCGAGACAGGCAGACAAAGAUGGACAGCAGGAGAUCGAGCCAACAAUGUCAUAGAAACUUCUUAUGAUGGCAUCCUUCAGAAUAUUGGAGCAUCUUCUGAGGACGACCAGCCUAUCUACUUCCUAGCUCCUGCUCGUUACCUUGGAGACCAGAGAUUCAGCUACAACCAAUACCUAACCUUUGACCUACGUAUCGGUCAGGACCGUCCACGACCACUUGCUGUGGACAUUGUCCUGGAGGGAUCAGGCCAGCGAAUCUCCACUGCGAUCUAUACUCAGUCCAACCCGAUGCCUGGCCUUCAAAGCCAGACCUACGUUUUCCGGCUCCAUCAACACCCUAACUACCAGUGGACCCCACGUCUCCAGCCAAGUGAUUUUAUUGCCAUCCUUUCUAACCUGACGGCCAUAAAAAUCCGUGCCACGUACAGUGAUGGAGGUGUUGGUUUCCUUGACAAUGUGCAUCUGGGCACAGCCAGUCUUGGAUCAAAUGGAGGGGAGGCAGCACCCUGGGUUGAGCAGUGUACCUGUCCAAAGGGAUAUGUUGGCCAGUUCUGCGAGUCCUGUGCGGCUGGCUACAUGAGAUCACCAGCAUUUGGAGGUCCCUUUUCCAGCUGUGUUCCAUGUCAGUGUAACAGCCACUCAGAGAGCUGUGCUCCAGAUUCAGGUCGCUGUAGAUGUGAACACAACACAGAAGGACAGAACUGUGAGAUGUGUAUUAAGGGUUACUAUGGAGAUCCAAGGCAGGGUACAGCAGAAGAUUGUCAGGUGUGUCCAUGUCCAAAUGGAGGCGCAUGUGAACAGCUGCCUGGUGGGGAUGUUUUUUGUACAGAGUGUGAGGAGGGGCAUGGAGGCAACCUGUGUGACAUAUGUUUGGAUGGUUACUAUGGUGAUCCUGCUGGUUUAAAUGGCCUUGCACGUCCUUGUGAAAAGUGUUUCUGUAAUGAAAAUGUGGAUACCAACGCUGUGGGCAACUGUGACAGGACGUCUGGUGAAUGUCUGAAGUGUAUCUAUAACACUGCUGGCUUUAGCUGUGAAAAGUGUCUGCCUAGUUAUUAUGGGAAUGCUCUUGCUGAAGAAAAGGGCGAUUGUCAAGCCUGCAACUGUUACCCACCAGGCACUCUGAACACUGGAGGGCUAUUGUGUGACCCCACCAACGGACAGUGCCCAUGUCUUCCCCAUGUCGUAGGGCGAAAGUGUGACACCUGUGAGGCAGGCUUCUGGAACUUGGACAGUGGAGCAGGGUGCGAGUCCUGCGACUGUCUGCCAAUGGGAUCCCUCAACAGUUCAUGUGAAGUAGGCGGAGGACAGUGUCAGUGUAAGCCUGGAGUGACUGGACGUCGUUGUGACCAGUGUAAACCAUUCUUCUAUGGCUUCUCUGAUUCUGGAUGUACAGCCUGUAACUGUGAUCCAGAGGGUUCCAUCAACCUGCAAUGUGAUAAUCUAGGGAAUUGUGUCUGUCAGACUAACAUUGAGGGCAAGCACUGUGACCGCUGUAUGGAGAAUAAGUACAACCUUACUGCUGGCUGCUUAGAUUGCCCUGCCUGUUACACCUUGGUACAAGAUCGCGUCAACGCUCACCGUGAUAAACUCUCCGAUCUUAACAACCUCAUCCUCAACAUUGGAAACAACCCCAGUGCUUUUAAUGAUACCGAAUUCCUUACCUACAUGAAUCAGGUUAACGACUCAGUCAUCAUGCUGCUGGAUGAAGCCAGGGGAGCAGUCAGUGACAAUGGAACUUUAGGGCAACAGUUGUCUGACCUGAAAAUGGCUGUCCGAGAUGUCCUGGUGAGUGCUGGAACUAUCACAUCCAAUAUCAACUCUGCUGAGCAGUCAUCCCGUGACAGUCAGCAGGAUGUGCAACAAGCACAGGAUGCAAUCAGGCGUGCAGAACAAACCUUACAGGCUGCUGAAACCUACAUCGACAUGGAGGGUCGCAAGGCACUUCAGCAAGCACAGAAUGCCCUCAAUCAGUUCGGCCAGCAGUCUGCUCAGAUGACAGAAGUCGCCAACAAAGCUCGCAAUGAGUCUAUGAAACAAAAGGAGGAAGCAGAAAGGAUUGAAGGUAUUGCCAACAUGGCUCUCAACAUGUCCCUUGAUGCACGUAAUAUGGCUGAGGAAAUCCUGAGGAAGCCAGAUCAGACAAAAGAUGACAUUCAACGCCUUGCUCAGCAAUUUGAGGAGACAGACCGCCUAUAUAACAGGACAAAGUUGUUCGCAGACAAUGUAAAGGAACGUGCCGAAGAAGCCUAUGAUGAAGCUCUGAAACUGUAUGCUGAUGCUACAAAGAUCAAACUCCCCAACAUAGAUGUACCAACUCUCAUAGGAAACACCACACAGAUAAAGGCAGAGGCCAAUGACAUCAAGGAUGAAGCUGAACGUCUUAUCCAACAAAACAAACAGCUCCUUGAUGAUGUGGACAGCCAGAAAGGUGAAGCUAAUUCCCUCCUCAGCAGUGUGAUGGGUAAACAACAUAGAAUUGAUGAGCUGUUGGCAGAGGUGGAUGCUGCUCGAGCCAUGGCGAGGGAGGCUGUGAACAAGGCAGAAAAGACACUCCAAGAGGCUAGCAACACUUUACAGACACUACUGGCCUUUGACAAAGAGGUACAGAACAGCAAAGGUGAGGCAGAUGCAGCCCUUCAGAAAAUCCCAAAGAUACAAGAAGUAAUUGAGGAGGCAGAGAAUAAGACUAAGGAGGCAAGUGAUGCCUUAACUGGAGCCGAGAAUGAUGCCAACAUGGCAUUGUCGCUGGCUCGACAGGCUCAGGAUACAGCACAGAAUGCCUCAGAGGCUGCCAGCAGGAUCCGUGAAGAGGCAGAUGUGACAAAGGACCGUGCUAUGAAUCUCAAGGACGAGGCAGAUCGUCUGGCUGGACAAGUAAACAGUACUGAUGUUAAACUUACCAGUCUGGAGGGUCAAGCUGAUGAGGAUUCUAGACUUAUAGAUGAGGCACUCCAAAAGGCAGCUCAAGCUAAGAAUGAUGCAAAGAAUGUGUCGGAACAGGUGAUCGCUGCACUGGGCACUGUACAGAACAUUUCUCGUCUCCUUGGACAACUUGAUGAUGUUGACAUCGCCAAACUUAAUGCCCUUCAGACUGCACUAGACAAUGCAGAGCAGGAAUUGAUUGAUGCAGAUCUUGAUAAUCAAUACAUGAAACUAGAGAAAGCCAAUGAUGAAAUCAAACGUCUGGUAGCUGAGCACGAGAAUGAUUACAACAUGCUUAAGGAGGAUGUGGACAAUAUAGAACAAAUCAAGCUUUCCUUGCCAGAUGGCUGCUUCAAAAAUAUUGACAUUGAGUCUCCACCUGGCCAGUAAUUACAACAGAUAUUAUAUUCAUGGGUCAGAGGUCAGACAUAAGAAAAUAAGUCCAUGGCUGAUAGGUCAUAUGUGAAAUGUAUGAUAAAGAUUAGAUCAGACAGAUUGUGGUUAGUAUUGAUGGACCACGAUUCUUUAGUCAUGGGAACCUCCUCCAUUUAGACAAUCCGGUGAUAUUUACAGACUGCACAGUUAUCUUUCAGCUUGAAACUUGAAACCAGGAAACAUCCUCUGUUCCAGAAAAUAUCAUCCUCAGCUUAAGGAAACAUUGUCUUUGGCUCAAGGAAAUCUCCACUUUUGUCAAAGAUGAACAUAUUGACUGAGGAAGGACAUUGUCCUAGAACAGUUUUUCCCGUCGUUAAAUCUACGUUAGGUCAUCAAUAUUAACCACAGCAGGUAAAGGGUACGAACAAAUACUCGAGCAAGGACGGUUAUAGAAAUGGUUCGCUUGAGAGCUGAUGUCCUUGUGAGUCUUUCAUCAUAUGAGGUAAUAAGUCUUUGUCAGUGGCGUUUUCUCUGUUAAGUCCUUUAUUUAUGGCCAUUAAUAUAUCUUUACAAGAUAUGUUCUGAUCCAGUGUAACACGAUGUCUGUAAUGUGUGGUGCUGGUGUGUAAGAGUGAUGGCAUUGUAAGUGUUGGUGACAAUGCCAAACUCGCACAAGAUUCAUGUGUCCUUUCUAAUGUGUGAUGUCAUCAUAAACACAACUAAGACUUCUAUGACUUUCAAUAGCAGUUGAAUCUCUAGAUGACUUCUGUAAUGAUAUUUAAGCUUGGUAAAUUAUAUGGAAAUCCAUUUUAUGAUAUUUUAUGAAAAUUUUGUAUAUAUAAAUUUCUAAAUCAAUAUGUUUGUUAAUCAGGAGAGUGAAGAUAUUGAAGAUUUGAGGACCUUAUUUAGAGUGUGACAUGACAUAUGGUAUACCUAAUCUGUAAUUUCUGUUAGUCAAAGGGGUUGUCAUGUUACUUUCACUUUCUUGGUAUUUGUUAUGGUAGGGUUGUGUUUCUUAGUGUUACUGUAGGUUGUUAGCGAUACAUUCGUUGGCUGUGUGAAACCUCCUUGAUAUUACUUUUAUUUACUGCAUUUACAAUUAUCCUGUGAAACCUUCAGACUGGAAAUUCACACUUCAUUGUUGAAAGUUCCAUUCAAUUGAGGGAGGAAAGGAUUUUGUUUCUUUUUUUAAUGGUAAUACUACAAAAUAUUUGGUGAGAAUUAGAAUUCUACUACAAAUGAUUUAGACAUAAAUGCUACAAGACCAAAAUUGAUUGAUAGAUCAUUAGGGAUCCCCCUGCUAAAUAUAGACAGAAAUUGUACAGAUUGGUGGAGAUUCUACUUAAUAAAGAAUGCUAUUUGAUACUAGCUGAAGUGAUGGAUUCUCCUUUUAAUUAUAGAAACUUAUUGGUGUCCGACCAACAACGGCCAUGUGCUGUGAAACAUUGAAAACUUUACCCGACUGCUUGUUCUGUGUAAACUCCACUGUUUAUUUUGUAGUUCUGUUGUCCUAGUAUUUCAUAUGGUGCUAUAUAAAACGUGUAUACAGUUUGUAUUAUUUGUACUGGUUUGACUGUGUUGAGAUACUGACCGUGUUGAUGCUACUGUAUACAACACUUUAUACGGACAUACCUAGACGUCAUGCUCUGUUCUCUUAAGACACUCUUUGUAGUGAUAUCAAAAGUCAUGCUUUUUAUUCAAAUUGUACCAAAGAAACUUGUCCAGUUAUUUUAUAUAUUUAACUUUACAUUAAAUUUAGAAUUUUGUAUCAGAAUUAUGAUGUGUGAUAUUUUAUGUAGAAUUUUUAUCCUGAACAGUUGUAUUUUAUCAUUAGAAUGUCGUGGGUUAUUGUUUUGUUCAGUGUAAAUGAGGGGUGAUGUCGUAAUUUAUACUUUGUGUCCUGAGGACACGGCUACAGCCCUCUAACCACAGCUGCUGUAGUUGUAACUAUAGAGGGUAAAGCUCUCGCAGUCAGAUAAAUGUAUAGGGCAUCUGUAGACUGUAUCGUCCUGACAUCAGUAUCCAGUGUACACAUAUAUUAUCCUGUACAGAUACACAUAUACAAUUGUUACCUGUCUUAUGUACAUAAACAAUUUUAGCUAAACAUCACCUGCUACAAUCGUCGUGAUAGAAAAGAAAAUAUUUUACUUGUCUGGAAUUUUUACUUGACAUUCUAAGUGAUUUUUGUAAAUUUUACCUUGAUAUGCAUAAUGGAUGUUUAAAGUGAAGAACAAAUUGUUGUUCAUAUGGUUUGUCAGUGAUUCAUAUUUAUCAGAACAAUUUCUUGUAGUUUUCUGUUUCUUUUUCAUAGAUGUUUGUAAAAGAAAAAUUAAGAAUUUUCAAACAGCUUUUUUGACAUUUUAUUUGUGCCAAAUGUUUUAGCUAUAAAUGGAGUCAGCUGGCUGAGAUGCAUCUUCAGUUUAAUUGAAUUCGAACCGGACUCUUUUUUUUUUUUUUUUUUAAUAGAAAAUCAUAAAGUUGAUUCGAAUCACACUUGAUUUGGACCAACAAUCGACACAAAUACAGUUGUAGGAUCAAGUUUUAUAGUUUUUACUUAUCUGAAUUGAUUUGAUUUUGAAUAAAAUUUGGUACUGAAGCAAUAUUUCUUUGAUAAUGGCAACAUUUGCUGUAUACACCUUUUCCUUGAAGAACAGGAUAAAACAUAUCAUUUAUUUAUAUACACCUUUGUAUGUUAGGUCAGUCUUGAUAUACUGUUGUAUGUUAUAUAUACACACUCAUAUGUUUAAGACAUACUUAGUUGUGCACUAUUUAACAGUAUUGCUGUACAGUUUGUGUACUCCUAAACUAGCUGUAUGAUGGUGCAUGUUGAAAUGUGUAUGUGUAAUAUGUUUGAACUUGUGUGUGUACACUCUACUUUAUAUGUAUAAAUAGUAGGUGUAUACACACCACUAAAAUGUGUGUGACUUUUAUGAUAUAAUGUGAGUGUACACACUACAAUUCAUUAAUGACAUGUUAUAUACACACAGUGUACCAAUUAAUGGAUAACUCGUUAUAUGUCGCUGUGUACCAUCUAAUUUAUAACUCAUUAUAUAUAAGUAUGUACACAGUGUACCAUUUAAUGUAUAACUUGUUAAAUAUAAAUAUGUACAUGAUGUACCACUUAUUAAAUAACUUGUUAUAUAUAAGGACGUACACAGAGUACCACUUAUUAAAUAACUUGUUAUAUAUAAGGACGUACACAGAGUACCACUUAUUAAAUAACUUGUUAUAUAUAAGGACGUACACAGAGUACCACUUAUUAAAUAACUUGUUAUAUAUAAGGACGUACAAAGAGUACCACUUAUUAAAUAACUUGUUAUAUAUAAGGACAUACAAAGAGUACCACUUAUUGAAUAACUUGUUAUAUAUAAGGACGUACAAAGAGUACCACUUAUUGAAUAACUUGUUAUAUAUAAGGACGUACACAGAGUACCACUUAUUGAAUAACUUGUUAUAUAUAAGGACGUACACAGAGUACCACUUAUUAAAUAACUUGUUAUAUAUAAGGACGUACACAGAAUACCAUUAAUAUGUGUACUGUUCAAUGUAUAACUUAUUAUAUAUUGUAUAAUUUGUUAUAUAUAACAUGUACCAUGUAAUGUUUAACUUGUUACAAACUUGUAUACUUGUACACACCACAUUAAAAUGUAUAACAUACUAUUACUAUAUUUCUGUACAAACUAAGAAAAAAUAUAUAAAUUGCUGGAACUUUUAUUAUGCUUGUUACAGCUUACAUGUGACAGGCCUAAAAACAUGUUGCCAUGCCAAUCUGCAUUAUCUCCCUUAGUAUAAUCCUUAACAAUUGUCCGAGUUUUUCUGCUGUAAAUCAAAUUCAGAACAGUUUUGUAUGUUGUGAACCUAUUAUGGUCCCAAUUUAGCAAUGCUCACUAUGCAGUCUUGUAAAGCCAUUAUCAAAUAAACUUUCCAAAUAAAAUUUU
Molecule: messenger RNA, 8890 nt
Organism: Ylistrum balloti
Lineage: Eukaryota; Metazoa; Mollusca; Bivalvia; Pectinida; Pectinidae
Product: laminin subunit gamma-1-like
Exons: 27
Coding region: 63-4967 (1634 amino acids)
Source: RefSeq, a predicted model, not a curated record